AAUGCUGGAAACUGAAAUCUUCAUGACAUAAUGUUGAUGCUGGUGAAAGAGGAGCUUGAGAAGAUGACAGAUCCACAACCAUGUAGAAUAAAGGAUGAAGAUACUGAGGAACAAAUAGUAAAGGACACUGAAGCUGAUGAGAAACACCAGAAUGUAAAAAGAAACCAGAAAGGAACUCGGAGAACAGGGGACAUGAAGUAUGAAAAGAGUUUUAGGAAAGUUGGACACCCUGUGGGUCACAAGAAACCUCAACAUGGAGAGAAACAAUUCGCAUGUCAUCUCUGUGGGAAGAAUUUCAGAUGUGAACUAAACCAUAGAAUACACAUGACAAUUCACACCGGAGAGAAACCUUACGCCUGUAAUCAGUGUGAAAAGAGUUAUCGAACCAAAGCAGCGCUUGUACGGCACACAAGCCUUCACACCGGAGAGAAACCAUUCACGUGUCAUCUGUGUGGGAUAAGUUUUAGGGAUAAAUAUACCCUUAAGGCACACACAAGAAUUCACACUGGAGAGAAACCAUUCGCAUGUCAUCUGUGUGAAAAGAGUUACAGUCAUAACUAUCUCCUUAAGGCACACAUACGAACUCACACCGGAGAGAAACCAUUCACGUGUCAUCUGUGUGGGAUGAAUUUCAGUAGUAAACAAUGCCUUAGAAGACACAUGAUCAUUCACACCGGAGAGAAAAUGUACACGUGUCAUCUGUGUAGGAUGAGUUUCAGGGAUAAAUAUCUCCUUACGUCACACAUAAGAAUUCACACCGGAGAGAAACCAUUCACAUGUCAUCUGUGUGGGGAUGGUUUCAGGGAUACAUAUCUCCUUAAGUCACACAUGAUAACUCACACUGGAGAGAAACCAUUCGCAUGUCUUCAGUGUAACAAGAGAUUUCCAACUUCUUGUCAACUUAAGUCACACAUGAGAGUUCAUGCUGAAGAGAAACCAUUUGCAUGCCUUUACUGUGAAAAGACUUAUGUAACAAAAACACUGCUUGAACAGCACAUGAAAAGACAUACUGGAGAGAAAUCGUUCGCUUGUGAUCAGUGUGAAAAAAGUUUUUCAAAUUCAGCUACCCUUAAGAGGCAUUUGAGCACUCACACUGGAUAG
This is a messenger RNA of Paramisgurnus dabryanus, 1101 nucleotides long. Lineage: Eukaryota; Metazoa; Chordata; Actinopteri; Cypriniformes; Cobitidae. The record is from RefSeq and is a predicted model, not a curated record.